AUGCUAGUGGCCUUUCCGUACAAGCCUCUGGAUACUGGAAAAGCCGAAAUUCGAGUGCUCAAGCUUCCCACAAACAGCUCAGGGAGCUUCGAGUUGAUCACGGUCUCACUCCAUGACGACCCAGAGUAUGCGGCGCUUUCGUACCUCUGGGGCGACCCUCAAGAUCAAGAGAUUAUCACUGUUCAAGGCUACAAGCUCGGGGUUACCAAGAAUCUCGCUGCAGCCCUCUCUCGCCUCCGCCGGGACGAGCCUUGGUUAGGGACUGACAGGGUAUGGGCCGAUGCUAUAUGCAUUGAUCAAACAAACCUCGUCGAGAGAUCUGAACAGGUCCAACUGAUGCGUCGCAUCUACUCGUCAGCUCUGGUGGUCUACUCGUGGGUUGGACCAACCGACUAUACCUUGGCAUUUGAAACCUUAGAGACACUCGCGUGUAUAAUAAAGGAGAACCUCAAAGGCCAUGCCGAUGGCGAAAUUUCUGCUGAAAUUUUGUCUGGCAGAGCAGUAGUUCGGCUUGACUGGCUACGACAGCAUGGCAACCUUUGGGACCCCAAGGAUGAACCAGGGUCACCGCCUAGAGACAACCCAUGGCAUGCAUCUCUGGUCUUAGAGAAAUACUGGAAACGGGUUUGGGUUUUCCAAGAGGUAGUCCUCGCUCAUCGGCUGCUCUUGCUGAGCUCAGGAGACACAGUGUUGGGCUGGGAGGAUCUUCGUCUGGUGACGGCGACUGAUCCAAGGGACUACAUCUCUGGCCUACUCGGAGUCACCAGGAUCCCGUUAUCACCCGAUUACAGAACCGGGAAACCGCUGUCAGAGUUGUAUGUCGAAUACGUUGCGGGAUGGCUGAACGCCACUUGUGGGGAGACUGUGGACAUUUUUGGGCCACUGUCGUUUUUGUCAAUCGCUGGAAUUGGCCUGUUUGGCCCUUCUGAUACUCUUCCAUCUUGGGCUCCCAACUACCCAGAGAAUGCCCGCCACAAUCACCCAGUAGGGUUUAUCAAGAUGGGAUCCAUCAGCACAAUCUCAGAAGAACGAGACUGCAAUCGCCCCCGAGACUUUGUUUCAUUCCUCAAGUCGUUUCUUUCACGUCAUGCACACUACGUGUCUGGUGUCACCUCUUUGCAGGCCAUUUGCCAACUUCUCCUCACGGAGAAGAAAUCAAAGCCCGUUACUAAACAAACAGUUUUGCUUGCCCUAGGUAUUGCUUCUCUCGUCCUCGAUUUUGAAAAGGUUGAUCAGGAAACCACAAAAGAGCCUCCUUGGCAUCACGAAUGGGAGACCAGGCUUUAUGAGUUCGCUUUUCCGGGUAGUGAUAUGCAAGAUCUGGGUUUCACUCGCACCCCGCAAGAAGAAAUCUUGUCAUGGUGUAAGGACAAGCGCAGCCAAAUCCUAUCAGCCCUCGACCAGGAACUGCGGAAAUACAAUUUCUUUAAGUCCGAGAGUGGCUAUCUCGGCAGGGCACCUCUGGGGGCGAAGAGAGGAGAUAUUCUUUGUCUUCUUGAUGGUUAUGACCUUCCUGUGUUGUUACGGGAGACUAAGGAAGGUCAUCACAUUUUCGUGGGCACAGUAACUGUGCUGGAUCUAGACAUUCACAGUCUCCUUCGCAAUAUGGGGCCCGGGGGCCAAUGGUUUGAGCUCAGGUAG
Molecule: messenger RNA, 1641 nt
Organism: Fusarium vanettenii 77-13-4
Lineage: Eukaryota; Fungi; Ascomycota; Sordariomycetes; Hypocreales; Nectriaceae
Exons: 3
Coding region: 1-1641 (546 amino acids)
Source: RefSeq, a predicted model, not a curated record